This is a messenger RNA of Magallana angulata, 7141 nucleotides long. RefSeq names its product nipped-B-like protein. Gene Ontology annotation, biological process: establishment of protein localization to chromatin; regulation of gene expression; establishment of mitotic sister chromatid cohesion. Gene Ontology annotation, cellular component: Scc2-Scc4 cohesin loading complex. The transcript is spliced from 51 exons. Bases 238 to 6156 code for a protein of 1972 amino acids. Lineage: Eukaryota; Metazoa; Mollusca; Bivalvia; Ostreida; Ostreidae. Gene Ontology annotation, molecular function: chromatin binding. The record is from RefSeq and is a predicted model, not a curated record.
AGCGCAUUUAAUGGUGGCUGAGCUAUUCGGCUGUCGUAAUUUUUUGGCGCGGGUCAUUGUUAUGAUCAGAAGUUAUCUUCCGAUUGCGUUAAUGAUCAAUAUUUAAGCUUCUAUGAUGGAUUAGAAAAACAAGAAACUUUCAACAAAUAUUUAAAGUUCAUUUAACAAUCGUAACUUGCAAAAUACCCGAUUUAAAUUAUAGGGUUGAACAGAUGUAAUAAUGCAACUUCGGUAACCAUGAAUAGUGAUGUGCCCAGUGUUCCAAUUACAACACUAGCUGGCAUUCACAGUCUUACUGACCUCUUACCGGAGCUACCAUUGCCAACCCCAACAUCGUCCACCCCACACAACAAAACUCUGCUGCAUAAUGAUAAGCUGAAGGAGACAUCGAAGCGCCUGCUAGCGACGCGAGAUGCAGGACUCACACAGCAGAUAGUGGGCGUUCUUCGAAAGACAUCAACAGAACACUUGGAUCUGAAAGAUUCCUCAGGUGGGGAGGGAAUUGACAGAAGUUCUCCAGAGUUGCUAAAGUCUAUUUUAAGCCAGGAUCCAGCUAUUUUUCAAGGUCGACAGUAUUAUGAGAAUGGAUCACAAAAGGAUGGAUACAAUGUAGGGAAUCAACAUUACCAGAAUAAUUUAUUGGGUGUGGAUCCAAACAAAUACCAGCAUCCAUAUGGCAAUUACACUCCAGGCAUUGUAAAUGGCGAACAUCCAGAAUUAUCUAAUCAGUACCCAGGGUACCAGGGGGCCGCAAAAAGUCUGGGAACAAUUGCCUCACCAGCUCAGGGAAGUUUAGCAGAGAACUCCUUUUACAAUGAUUCACAGAACCACACAGAUGUCAAUAGUGCCUACCACAAGAAAAAACUCAAGAAUUCUGAACCGAUAGUACUCCUUGAACAGUUAACGAACCUACCACCUCACGCCUCGGGAGAUGCAUCAAGUACAGCCUCAGCUGAUUCCUAUGGAGAGAGAAAGAAAAAGAAGAGUUCUCAUCCUGUUGUGUUACUUGAACCUCUAGAUGAGCAGACUUUAAAGUCCAUACAGCAUGGAGGUUCAGUAAAAACAAAGGAAAGCAAGAAAAGAGCAGGAAGAAGGUACGACAGUGAUGAGGAGUAUGAUGACCGAGGCAAGCGGAGGAGACGUCACAGUGACAGCGACUCCGACUCCCAGGCGGAAGUUUCAAGAAAGAAGAAGAAGGACAAACGGCACCGGCGUGUGAACCAGCAGUCGCUGUCCGUUGAGGAGUUACUGGAGAGUCCGACCUUCAAGAAGUUCAGUGCCUCCAUGGAGUACAUCUUAGAGGCGUCUGAGGACACCAACUUCGGAUCCCUGAACCCAAACGAUGAUGAUGUGGAGUGUCCAACUGAGAGUCUGAUUGCAAACAAUCUUCUGAAUGAUCUGUGUGGAGAAACUGCUAAACUCAAGUCUUUAGGAGUCAUGAAUCAGGUGCCUGCUGACAGACUGGUGAAGCUGUUGACAGUACUACAGUGGAAUAUACGAGACGGAACCAAAGUCACACCUAUCGCUAACCAAGGCCAGGAUGAGGAUGAGGAGGAGCAGAGGCUGUGGAGGAGUCUCAUCAUGGAGCGAGUCCUGAGGAGCAUGAACUCGGUCCUCAUUGCCCUCCACAUCAUGACCUCACCAGACAUGCCCAAACAGGUGUACUUGGAGGACGUCAUUGAGAGGAUUAUACUGUACGGGAAAUUCCAGCUACAAAACACUAUCUUCCCAGAAUUUGAUCCAGUCUACAAAAUUGAUCCCAAAGCAAAGGAUGGUUUUCAUGGGAGUUUGAAGGCCAAGAGGGCCAGAGCUGCUCAAGUGAAGCACAAGUCUACCAUUAAUCUGUUCAACAAAAUCUCAGACAUGAUAGAGAAGCUGGCCGAGCUUGUGGACAUCCAGGAACUCACAGACACCACCAUCCUACAGUUAUCUACAUUAGGAGUGUCUCCUUUCUUUGUGGAAAACAUUAGCGAAAUGCAGCUGAAUUCUAUGAAGCUUGUGACCACGAUCUUCUCGAAGUAUGAGAAACAUCGUCAAUUAAUUCUGGAGGAUAUAUUUGCCAGUUUAGCGAGGUUACCAUCUAGUAAGAGAAAUCUUAGGAAUUACAGAUUGAACUCUGAGGAGUCCAUUCAGAUGGUGACAGCCCUGGCCCUUCAGCUGAUCCAGUGUGUCAUCAAACUGCCGACCUCGGCCACCCUCACAGAGCCAGUGGGGGAGGAGGAGGCUCCAUCAACCUCAUCCUCCUCAUCCAAGAAAGGCCACAAAUCUAAGCGUGGACAGAAUUCCAAUGAUGUUGUCAUUGUCACCUCCUUUGAGAAUGCUUUGAGGACAGGGUAUAAUUUUCUCACAGUGUUCUUGCAAAAAUGUACAGUGAAGAGUGAGGAGGACUACCGGCCCAUGUUUGAGAACUUUGUACAGGAUCUCCUGUCCACCGUCAACAAACCAGAGUGGCCCUCCUCGGAGCUCCUUCUUAGUCUGCUAGGCAAAAUUCUGGUGAAGCAGUUCAGCAAUAAAUCAGUGGACAUGUCUCUUAGGGUGGCCUCCCUUGAUUAUCUGGGCAUUGUGGCCUCUAGAUUACGGAAGGACGCCGUGUCUAGUCAAGACAACCAGGGCUCUAUUGAUGAAAUUAUCACAAAGGUAACUUCAAAAGAGAGUGAUGAAGAGGAGGAAAUGAAAUCCACAACUACAGGGCCUGAGGCUGAGGACCAGACACAGAUUCUUCAGAAGGCCAUGCUGGACUAUCUGGCAUUCAACAGUCAAAGUGAAUCAGCUUACUGGUAUGCCCACCUGUUCUAUAUAGCCCAGUGGUACAGAGAUGUUACUGUAGAAGCAGAUAACCUGUCCAGGCAGUCAAACAAACACAGAACCGAAGAAGAGGAGGAGAAGGUAGCAGAGGCAAUUCAGACUGCUGAACAGAAGAAAACAUUCCUGUUGGCGCAGUACGAGUCCAUCACAAAGAAUGCCUCCUACAGGCCACCUCACUCAAAGUUAGAUUAUGAUGGCGCUUGUCUCGUUGCAAGAUAUUUAUCAUCUAAAAGACCAUUUGCAAAAAGCUUUGAUGUGUACCUAACCCAGAUCUUGCGAGUUUUAAACGAGUCAGCUGUAGCUGUGAGGACCAAGGCCAUGAAGUGUCUGACUGCCGUAGUGGAAGCAGACCCAGGGAUCCUAGCCAGGGAGGACAUGCAGAAAGGCGUCCACUACCGCUUCCUGGAUUCCUCUACGUCGGUGCGAGAGGCGGCGGUGGAGUUGGUGGGGAGAUUUAUACUAAUCCGUCCAGAGCUCAUAUCUCAGUACUACGAGAUGCUCUCUGUCCGCAUACUGGACACAGGUAUCAGUGUUAGAAAGCGGGUCAUCAAAAUAUUUCGUGAUAUUUGUUUGGAACAACCAGAUUUUGACAAAAUUCCUGAAAUGUGUGUCAAAAUGAUCCGACGAGUUAAUGAUGAGGAGGGAAUCAAGAAACUGGUCAAUGAGGUAUUUCAAUCCAUGUGGUUUACGCCAAUCAGCAGCCGAGAAAAGGAUACCACCAAACUCUUAACAAGGGUGCUAAACAUAACAGACGUCGUUGCAGCAUGUAGGGAUACAGGAUUUGAAUUCUUUGAACAAAUGUUAGAAAAUUUACUUAAAAAAGACGAGGAUGGCAAUAUCAAUAAGAGUGCGCUGACGUCUUGUCGUCAGAUCGUGGACUGUCUGGUGGAGAACGUCCUCCGUCUGGAGGAAAGGAGUGUGGACUCCAACACGGGUAAGGGUUGCAGCCAGAGACUGGUGGCCUGUCUGUCCACUUUACAUCUCUUCAGCAAGAUCAAACCGGACCUGAUGGUGAAACAUGCCACCACACUACAGCCAUACUUAGACAUCAAGUGUAGUACUCAGGGUGACCACUUUGUUCUCCACUACGUGGCUCGGAUUUUAGAGAUGGUGGUCCCUCUGAUGGACCACCCCAGUGAGACGUUCCUGGCCCAGCUAGAGGAGGACAUGAUGAAGCUAAUCCUCAAACACGGAAUGAUGGUUGUUGAGAGCUGUAUCAGCUGUCUAGGUGCUGUUGUUAACUCUGUCAGCCACAACUACUCACUGGUCAAGGACUGCUUUGAGAAGUUCUUUGGUGUGCUAGUGAAGCUGUGCUACGAUCAUAAGGAGGACCCCGACAAUCCCCAGCUGAGAGCUCGGAAGCCCACACUGCUCCGCUCCCUCUUUACUGUGGGCCUGCUCUGUAAAUACUUUGAUCUGGACAGAGAUAUGCCAGACCCCUCAAUAGAGUCGAUCAAGGCGCGGGUAUUUGAAGUACUGAUGUACUUUGUUAACCAUGAGGAUGAAAUUGUCAAAGAGAAGGCACUGAGUGGUCUAGGUUUUAUGGUCAUACGUCACUAUGAGAUGAUGUUGGGUAAAGAGAUGACAGAUUUAUAUUAUGAAUAUCUGGAUAAUGAGGAUUCUCCCGACAAACUCAGAAUACAGGUAUUGAGAAAUCUUCAAAAUUACUUACUGGAAGAAGAAAUCAGGAUGCACAAAGCUGAUGCAGACUGGAGGAAGCAUGCAAAAGAGGAAGAUCUGAAGGAGAUGGGGGAUAUACAAUCAGGGAUGGCCAGCACCAUUAUGCAGGUGUACCUGAAGCACGUGCUGGACUCCUUCUUCCACUCCCACACUCAGGUGCGACUGGCGGCCAUACAGGUGGUGGUGCUUGUUCUACAGCAGGGACUGGUGCACCCUGUGCAGUGUGUUCCCUACCUGAUUAGUAUGUGUACUGAUACGGAGAAAGUCAUACGUGUGAAAGCAGAUCAACAGCUUCAGGAAAUAGACAAGAAAUAUCCAGGCUUUAUCCAUAUGAAAGCUUUACAAGGUCUGAAGAUGUCGUACAAACUGCAGCAGUUACUACAGGCCAACAGUAAGAGCUGUUUGAUCCGAGGUCACCGAGAAAGUGAAGGCAACACCAUCAGUCUCAACAACUUCCUGUACACCGUUUUACGGACCAACCGCUCUCAUCGCCGUGCCAUACUCCUCUCACUGCUUAAUCUCUUUGACGACUCAGCAAAAAUCUCACUAGCAGAACAGCUGUACAUAGCUGACAACCUAGCCUUCUUCCCCUACCAGACUCAGGACGAGCCCUUGUUUAUCAUCAACCAGAUCGACAUCAUUGUUUCUGUGUCCGGCUCCAACAUUCUCCAGUCCUUCAAAGAGCGUUUACGCUUGCCUAAGAGAGAAGCCGAAAGCAUGAACAUGUUGGUCAACGCUGAGGGUGGGAACCAGACAGAGAAUGGGGUGUUACCACGGCCGGCCAUUGAGGAGGAUGAGGAUGAAGAUGACCCAGACAAACUCAUAGCGAAGCUGCCAGCAGAUAUCAAACCUUUGUUGGAUAUUUGUUACCUAGCACAGGGCUGUAUUUUAUUGUUACACCUGAAGCACCACUUAAAAGAGACCUAUGGAUUUUCUGACAGCAAAAUUCACAACUAUUCUCAAUCGGAUGCAAAAACAUAUGAUAAACCAGUGCAGAGGAAAUUCAUAGUGACAUUUAAUCCUGAGACUGUGAUAAACUUGUUAAACAAUAAAACGAAAAAUAGGACUAUUAAGAAAAGGUCGCGGAAAUCACAUAAACGACACAGGAAUGAUUCAGGGGAGACUACUAGUGACAGCAGUGACUCGAGCGAGGAUGAACAAAACAGUGAUGACGCGGACGAGAGACGCAAGCUUAUUGAUGAUUAUUUAGAGUUUAAGGAUCUGAUGUUAAGUAUUGACCCUCCUGAUGAGGAGGAGGAGGGGGAGGAGAAUCGCAGCACCUGUCCUCAAACCCCCAACCCCGCCCAAGGGCAGACCACUCCAGGCAGCAAAUCACCACGACUACCAAAUCCAGAGGGAACAGGCGAAGAGUCGAUGGACACCACAGUGGAAGUUCACGAGGAGCCGUCAGAGAAAAGGGUCCCUCCACUCGUCAUUAGAACGGGUCAUAGUCACCACACCCCCAAGUCCUCGCGCCAUCAUCACCUCUUCGCCUCUGACAAAAAGAAAAUUCCAGUUCACGCAUCAUCAUCAUCUUCAACCUCUUCUUCCAAAAACUUAUCAAAAUCGUUUCCCAAGCCCGUACCCAGUAAAAAGAAACCAAAGAAGCGACGGAAACGAUAUGGCAGCGACAGUGAGGAUGACAGUAACGACAGUGAUUUUGUGUUAUAACGUGCGAGUUGGUGCUGAUGUGGUAUGGUAAAGCGGCAGUCCAGGGAUAGAAGUUGGUCCCUCCAUCCAAGAGAGAAAACUGUGUCAGAGGGAGAAAAACACGAGGCUGGUGCCAAACUGACUGAACCACUUGAUUGGUUGUGACAUACUGACAUUUUGUGUGCAAUAUCGGCUUUUAAGUGAACUGAAUAGUGAUUUUAAGUAGUCACUGUUGGUAUUCAGCAAUAAUACUUGUCAUACCACCAGAAGUAAAAACAAAUACAUCUAUGUGUAAUGGCAUUCUUCAUCAAAUUAAAUGUAUUUAAGGCCUGGAUUAAUUUUUCUCUCUCUAAAGAAAGAUCAAGAAUGGGGAAUUUGUAAAAGGAAAGUUGAAAUCUAAUUUUGUAACAUUAAGAUCAACUAUCCUUAAUAAAGUUGUAAAUGAUUUUUCAAAAAACAAUGGACUGGAAAAAUGAUUGAAAUUGUUGAUUGCUGCAUUUUGCAAUAGUAUGUUAGCAGACAGUAGUUUAUUCCAAAAAAUUGUUCCAUGUCAAUUUCUCUUGUAAAUUUGGUUCUUUUGUCACGGAGGUUUAUUUUAUGACCAGAUGUAAAAUCCUUAUGGCAAAAUUUUCUAUUAAAGGAGAAAAAAUUUUUUGAUUGUAUGUUUGCAUUUACUGUUUGUGAUAAAUUGAAAUUUUAGAUUUUUUCAGAGAAUAAAUUUUAGUACUUGAGUUUUAUUGCCUAUCCAUGGAGUUCCGUGAGUAGUAUGGUAAUGUUUGUGUUUUACAAGGAGAAGUGGUGACUUUUAAGCCGCACACUGCUGUCUUUUACCAGUCCUUUUACUUGUCAGCCAUUAUUUUUUUUACGUCUUUCUCAUCAGUUUCUCAGAUAUUUAUUUUCUAUUGUUCAUAUGUUGAUAGUCAUCUGUUCCACAUGUCAUCUUAUUUUUCAUACCAACUACAAAUUGAAAAUAUAUAAAUUUUGCAGAAUUAAAUUGGAAAACAUG